AAAAAUUCCGUGACACCCCUCUGGCGGUGACACGGUACCGCCCGAGCGGCUCCUGCCCCGGAAGAUGGGAGUUCGCAGUGCCGGUGUGAUAAAGUACCAGUUAUUGACAUCCUUGCCGGUGGACAGGCUUCACAUUUCGGGCGUAGGAGACGGCUUGUUGAAAUUUCAAGGUUUGGAUCACUAGCACGGUGAAGUGACUGUCAGUACUGCUUGCCAUCAGUCUCUGGAUAGCCCGAGGAUCUGAAUGGACAAGAGGACUAGAAAUUUAUAGGAAUCCAGGCCAAGGUAGACCAGACAGACCCAGUGCCGACUCCAGUAUGCCAGUUAAAAAAAAGAGAAAGUCGUCCGGCUCCGAUGAUUCCAGCCUCAGGAAGUGCAGAAUUACCAAUUUUUGUAGGACAUCUGCUCCCGGUAGGUUGAUCAGUCCUGAAGACCACUUUUCCAGCAAGAAGUGCCUUUCCUGGUUUUAUGAGUAUGCAGCCCCAGAUGAGGUUGUUGGACCAGAAGGCAUGGAGAAGUUCUGCGAGGACAUUGGAGUCGAGCCCGAAAACAUUGUUAUGUUAGUCUUAGCCUGGAAACUCGAUGCACUAAACAUGGGUUUUUUCACUAAAGAGGAAUGGAUGAAGGGAAUGACAUCAUUACAAUGCGACAGCAACGAGCGUUUGCAGGAAAAGCUUGACUACUUGAGGUCGCAGCUCAAUGACACGGCCGCAUUUAAGAACAUCUACAGAUACGCCUUUGAUUUUGCCAGGGAUAAAGACCUGCGCAGUCUUGAUAUGGACACGGCCAAAUCCAUGCUAGCUUUGCUCCUGGGCCGCACUUGGCCGCUGUUCCCAGUUUUUCACCAGUUUUUGGAGCAAUCCAGGUACAAAGUGAUGAAUAAGGACCAAUGGUACAACGUCUUAGAAUUCAGCAGGACUGUCCAGGCAGAUCUUAGUAACUAUGAUGAAGAUGGAGCUUGGCCGGUGCUGUUGGAUGAGUUUGUUGAAUGGCAGAAGGUCCGACCUGCAUUGUAGCAGCGAGGGCUGAUGAAAAUGACGCACAGCGUGGGAGUCGGGGGUGCCCUUCCUCACUCCUGCAAGGACUGCUGUUACAUCCCACCAGACACCUCAAUCUUUGCCCCCAAAAGACUGCAUCAGGCUUGUAUAUCCACAUGGGGGCGCUGUCUUAGUUGGACCCUGUCUGGGGCCGUGAUUACAAAACCAGUGUUGGAACAUCAUUUGGGCAUUGUAUUUUGCUUUAGUUGAUUUUAGUCUCAUCUUUGUUCAUAUAAUGUUUUUUUUUGGAAAUGGGAGUAAAGAAUGGACUUUGCUAGCUUUGGGAUUGUGACUUGGCGUUGUAAUGCAGUCUAAUGUUUAAGAGGUCAGCUGUCAGUGUUUUUGUUUUUUGUUUCCCCCCCCGGGGUGGUGGCAUGGGGAAUGGACCCUCUGUACAGUCUAGUGGACCUGCUGUGGGCCACGUGCCAAACUGCGUUUACCAUGUUUUAUAAUGCUGGGAAGCAUUUACCUGUGGGCAGUGAGGCGACUGCUCCCUAAACUCCUAUGUUAUUUCUUCCUGUUACCUUGGAGUGACCCCAAUUGCUUAUAGACCUCUAAGUUACACUGAUGACCGCUGUUAUCUCCUGGGUAUUCAAUCUGUGAUUAUAUUAUUGUGUUGGGUGUGACCAUUCUUUUGCUUGUGUAUUUGACCCAGGGGAUGAAAUACUUGAUAGAUUUUUAAAAAUAUGUUCAUUUUUCCUUCCUCAUUUCCUCUGGUAUGGUAAUAAAUGAACUACCAACAGAGACGCAAGGUGGAACCCUUCCACAUCUGUGUAAUCUGUUAAUUCAUGCUUGAUUGCCUUGUUAAUUUGUCAAUCAAGGUCUAAUUUAGGCCAAGCUGUCAAGAAGGUGAUGGGGGGUAACUGAUGAACAAAUGGUAAUAAUUUGUAAAUCAGGUUAGGAGACAGACCUGUGGUUAUUUACGUGCCCAAAAUGAUGGUAACAAUUCUCAGAUGACGCAAAAUUGCCCAAUUUUAGUACAGAUUCAAAAAUAUGUCAAUUGUUAUAAGGUAGUUUUGCUAGGAAGAUAAAGAUAGUGUAAUUACAGUACCUUAUAGUAUGAUGAUUCAUUUAAAUUUUACUUAUUACAGUUGUAUUAUUUGUAAUAUACAGCAUGUAUUUGUGGUCCGGUGGUACAAGCCAUUAAAAGUUUCUACUGUUUAUGCCA
Messenger RNA from Brienomyrus brachyistius, 2205 nucleotides. RefSeq names its product DCN1-like protein 5. Gene Ontology annotation, biological process: protein neddylation; positive regulation of ubiquitin-protein transferase activity. Bases 318 to 1016 code for a protein of 232 amino acids. Lineage: Eukaryota; Metazoa; Chordata; Actinopteri; Osteoglossiformes; Mormyridae. Gene Ontology annotation, cellular component: ubiquitin ligase complex. The record is from RefSeq and is a predicted model, not a curated record. The transcript has 11 exons. Gene Ontology annotation, molecular function: ubiquitin conjugating enzyme binding; cullin family protein binding; ubiquitin-like protein binding.